CCGUUUAUUCUCUGCAGAACGACACCAACCGCGUCCAAUAAAAUCCUGGCAAACGCAUUCCUGUGGAGACAUUAACCAAUCGGCAGAGAGGAGGGCGUGACUCUCCUUUACUCCAGCAAAGCAGAAGUAUGAAGUUCAGUUAACAGUGAGCCGCUGCAGUGAGAGAAUGGUGCACCUUCGCGCGCGCAGGUGCGUCGUUUUAUUAUCCAACCCCGAUUUUGUGCACCUAUAAACUUUAGCCGAAGGGUGUAUUUUGACAGAAGCGCAUGCACAAAGUUCUGCGGGUCUCCGCUGCGGUUCCGCUCCACAAAUGGCUCGGAUUAUCAUUGUUGCCCCGCAUCUGCACGGGACUGGCGCUGCUUUGAUUCUGCUCGCGCUCAUUCUGACAGGUGAUGCAGCCGCAAAUGUUUUCGACAGCUACGGAUUGUCAUACGCCCUGAGGGCUGAGCUUUCAGAAGACACGAUAUUGGUCGCCAAUAACGGGAUCCGCGUGCCUUUCGGGAGAUCCGUUUCUAUUGAUCCCGUGAACGAUUUGGUUAUCCAAGUUCAGCCGGGUGACAGAUGCAGCGUUACAGUUUUGGACAACGACCCCCUGUCUCAAAGGCCGGGACACCUGUCUCCGAAAAAGUUUCCUUGUGAAUUUGGCCCCAGCGACGUGAAGUACUCUCACUUUGGCUCCAGGAGUCCUCCGAGGGACAGAGUGAGAUUACAGCUCAGGUAUGACACGCAAACGGAUACAAUUAUAAUCCCAUUCAUGAUGGAGGUGGAGGUUGUUUUUACUCAGCUGGAAGUGGUGACAAAAAACAUGCCUCUUACUGUUGACAACCUGCUGGGCGCAAGUAACCCUAUAGACAGAGGGAUAUUGGAAUUUACCUUUGAUAGAAGUGCGCACCAGUGUAAAGUAGUCUCCCUCUCCAGUGGCAGCAUGCUUCCCAGAUAUGGUAAACUUGUGGAUGACAGCCUGGGAACAAUGGUAGACUGUGAUGAUUUUAUUAGGAAGAACACCCGCUAUCAGCAUACUUUUGCUUUGAAGUCUCCCAACAGAGAUUACAUCCCCAUGCUUGUGGAAUUACAGGACAGAGAAGGCAAUGUGCUCAAGCAGGAAUUUUUCCAAAUUUUGGUGAGAAUAAAAGAUGGGGAGGACAACACGCCCCCUAAGCCCAGCUUUGUUGCUAUGAUGAUGAUGGAAGUAGAUCAGUUUGUAAUGACAGCAGUAACCCUGGAUAUGUUGGCUGCAGAGGAUGUGGAGUCAAACCCUGAUGAUUUAAUUUUCAACAUCACCUCCCCCCUCACUUUUGAUGAAGGCUACAUAGUCAGCACAGAUGACAGGAAUUUACCAAUAACAUCAUUUUACCAAGGAGACCUCAAAGAAUUGAAAAUUGCGUAUAAACCUCCUGCUGUGGAUUCAGACACAGAAAGGAUUUUCCAGAUUGAGUUUGAGGUGGUGGACACAGAGGGUGCUGUAUCAGACCCAUUUGCUUUCAUGAUUGUUGUUAAGCCUAUGAACACGCUGGCCCCUGUGGUCACAAGAAAUACAGGACAGUUACUAUAUGAAGGUCAGUCCAGACCUUUGUCUAGUUCACAGAAUCUGGAAAUAAGUGAUGAGGAUAAUUUAGACAAAGUACAAAUUACUGUAAUUGCUGGCCUGCGGCAUGGAGAGUUAAACAUUCUGGGUUCCACUAGGAAAUUUUUCACCCCAGCUGACCUCGACGCUGGAGUUGUCACCUACCAGCAUGAUGGCAGUGACACAUACAGUGAUAACAUUAUCUUCAGAAUGAUGGAUGGCACGCAUGAGGUGGAGUUUUUGUUUCCAAUCACAGUUGUGCCAACAGAUGACGAGCCGCCCAUAAUCAACGCCAACACUGGUUUGGUUUUAUUCAAAAACCAAAUGAUGCAAAUCUCCUUACUUAUGCUCAGUGCAGCUGAUAUUGACUCAGAAGAUUCAACAAUAAAAUUCACAUUAGAGCCUCCCUUUUCAAAGAUCGGGCAGGUGUUGCUGCGCCAGUCUGAGGCACCAGAAGACCCAUCUACCUGGAAGUUUAAUACAGAUGAUGAAAUGUAUGAGAAAGUUGUAACUGAAUGGCUUCAACAGGAUAUUACUGAUGGAAAACUUUUCUACAAGCACUCUGGACUCCACAGCACCAGUACAGUAAUGGAUCAGUUUGUGUUUAAAGUACAAGAUGACAAUGACCCACCUAAUCAAUCAGGUAAGAGCACAUUUAUUAUAAAAAUUCUCCCUGUUGAUGACAUCCCACCUGAGCUGUACCCUGGCACAACCCUGCAGAUGACGGUACAUGAAUAUCAGCUUACCUACUUCAAAAAAAAUUAUCUUCGGUACACUGACCUUGACUCAGAAGAUCGGGAUCUCAAAUACACAAUCAUCCAACUGCCAACAGACACAGAUGAUAAUAACCCAGUUGUUUUGGGAACUCUUGUGUUGACUGAAAACCCCAACAUGGAAGUGACAAGUUUCACCCAGGCACAAAUUAACCACCAUAAAAUAGCCUACAGACCACCUGAUCUUGAGCUUGGAAUUUCCACUCAUGUUUUACAGUUCAAGUACACCGUGGAGGAUGAUUCUGGAAACAGUGCAGAAGGAUUUUUCACUAUAUUUCUAAAGCCUGUGGACAACAAACCACCACAGAUAACAAACUCAGGGUUUACUGUGAUUGAGCAUGGCCAACAUAUACUAACAAGAACUGAGCUGGACACCACAGACACAGACACAGACAGCAGCAAAAUAACAUUCACUGUUACACAGCCUCCUCUUCAUGGUCAGAUGCAGUUUAAAUUCACUGAUAUGACAAAAGGAGAUAUUUUCAACUUACAUCAUAUUGGAAAGGGCAUGAUCUCAUACAUUCAUAGCGGAGAUGAAUCAACAGUAGAUUUAAUACACAUAGAUGUCAGUGAUGGGGUGCACAUUGUCCCAAUAACAAUAAAGAUUACCAUAAAGCCAGUUGAUGAUGAAACUCCAACUAUCAUUCUUCCAGCUGGAACAAUAGGUUCCUACUUAGAUGUACUCGAAAAUGAAGCCACAGAAAUCACAAGUAAUGUCCUCCAGGGAAGAGAUGAGGACACAGAUGACCUUCGUCUGACUUUCAUUGUUGAAGACAAGCCAUCAUUUGGUGAAAUUCUGGUGAAAGGGGUUCCGUCUGACACAUUCACUCAGGCUGAUAUCAUUAAUGGCUUUGUGGUCUAUGCUCAUACAAGCGGGGAGAUCGGCCUGAACACAAAGGAGGACUUUUUCAAUCUCACUCUGACUGAUAUGUCUGAUGAGUGGACUGUGGGAGGAAAUAAAAUCACAGGUGUCAGAGUGCAUGUAACUAUUCUUCCCCUGGACAGCCAGGCUCCAGAGGUCUUUGUUAGGCCACAGUUCACUGUUACUGAGGGAGAAAAGAAUGUCAUUCAGACUCUUCAUAUAAGUGCCAAUGAUGUUGAUACCCCCAACGAUGACCUCCUUUGUACAAUUAUUGUACAGCCCACUUCAGGGUAUGUGGAAAACAUCUCUCCUGCCCCAGGCUCAGAGAAAUCCAGGUCUGGCACAGCUAUUAGUGCUUUCACCAUCAAGGACAUCAGACAGAAUCACAUUUACUAUGUUCAAAGCAUUCACAAAGGAGUUGAACCGGUAGAGGACAGGUUUACCUUCAGAUGCUCUGAUGGCAUCAAUUUCUCUGAAAGGUACUUUUUCCCCAUUUCCAUAAUCCCUUCUAAUGAUGAAAAGCCUGAGAUUUACAUGAGAGAAUUUGUAGUUAUGGAGGGCAUGAACAUAGUUAUUGACACUCCUAUCCUGAAUGGUGCUGAUGCAGAUCUCCCUUCUGAUCAGCUCACAGUCUUUAUCACCAAACCUCCCAGGCAUGGAUUUAUUCUCAAUCAGCUCACCACUGGCUCCCUCCCUGUAUCUAACUUCACUUUGGAUCAGAUCAGGGAGGCCUCCGUUAUUGUGUAUGAGCAUGAUGGCUCAGAGACAACAGAGGAUAGCUUUGACAUCAUUCUCACAGAUGGAAAGUUCAGCGUGGAGAAAACAGUAAUAGUUAUGGUAAUCCCUGUGGAUGAUGAAACUCCGAGGCUGUCCGUCAACGAUGGCCUUGAAAUUGAGAUAGGUGAAGUUAAAGUAAUUAACAGCAAUGUUUUAAAAGCUACUGAUCUUGACUCAGAGGAUAGUACGCUGACUUUUAUUAUCAGAUAUGGGCCCGGUCAGGGGUAUUUGCAAAAAACAAUAUUGUCUGGAGAAUUUCAAAAUAUAACCGUUGGGAUGAAUUUUACACAAAACGAAGUAGAUCAGGGACUGAUUAUUUAUGUCCACAAUGGGCAAGAAGGAAUUCGUGACCUCAUCAAAUUUGAUGUAACAGAUGGAUUCAACCCUUUAAUUGACAGAUACUUCUAUAUCACAAUUGGUGACAUUGACAUGGUCUUCCCUGAUGUGGUCAGUAAAGGUGUAUCCCUUAAAGAGGGGGGCAGAGUUACUUUGACAACUGACCUUCUCAGUACAAGUGACCUUAACAGCCCAGAUGAACACUUAGUUUUCACAAUUACCCGUGCUCCUGUGAGAGGGCACUUAGAAUGCACAGACACACCUGGGAUGCCAAUCUCAUCCUUUACGCAGCUCCAGAUGGCUGGUAAUAAAAUCUUCUACAUUCACACCGCUGACGACGAAGUGAAAAUGGAUAGCUUUGAAUUUGAAGUGACUGAUGGUUACAACCCUGUGUUCCGCACUUUCCGGAUCUCCAUCACUGACGUGGACAACAAAAAACCUGUAGUAACAGUACACAGUCUGGUGUUGACAGAGGGAGAAAACAAGCUCAUCACACCAUUUGAACUAACAGUGGAAGACAGAGACACUGUCGACCGGCUCUUGAAAUUCACAGUUACUCAAAUCCCAGUUCACGGUCGCCUGCUCUUUAACAACACCCGGCCUGUCACCUCCUUCACAAAGCAGGACCUGAAUGAGAACUUGAUCAGCUACAAACAUGAUGGCACAGAGAGUGCAGAGGACAGUUUCUCCUUCACUGUCACUGACGGCACCCACACGGACUUCUAUGUCUUCCCUGACACAGUUUUUGAGACUCGAAAUCCUCAAGUGAUGAAGAUUGCAGUUCUUUCUGUGGAUAAUGGGGUGCCACAGAUUGUAGUAAAUAAAGGUGCCCCAACACUGCGAGUUCUGGAGACAGGUCACCUUGGCUUUGUUAUCACCAGUAAGACCCUUAAAGCAGAGGACAGAGACAGCAUUCAGGGCUUUGUUACAUUUAGGAUUACUGCAGGCCCAGAACAUGGCUACCUGAUCAACCUUGGCAAAGGAAAUGCUACUAUCACCACCUUCACGCAAGCUGAAAUCAAUGACAUGAAUAUAUGCUACAUUCUGAGGGAUGGUGACAGUACCACAAAUGAUGUCUUUCACUUCUCCAUUGAGGACAGUGGAGGCAACAAACUAAGGAACCAGCAGUUUAGACUGAACUGGGCUUGGAUUUCUUUGGAGACGGAACGCUAUGUGGUGGACGAGGAGGUCAAGUUCCUGGAGGUUGUACUGAAACGCCGUGGUUACCUGGGGGAAACUUCGUUUGUUAGCAUUGGCACGAAAGAUGGUUCUGCAAAAAAGGACAAAGACUUCCGUGGGAAAUCUCAAAAACAGGUGCAGUUCAACCCCGGCCAGACCAGAGCCACCUGGAAGGUCCGGAUCCUGUCAGACAGCGAGUACGAAGUGUCAGAGACAUUUCAGAUCGUCCUGUCUGAGCCGGUGAUGGCAGCUCUUGAGUUUCCUGAAAUCGCUACCGUGGAGAUCCUGGACCCUGGUGAUGAAUCCACAGUGUUUAUACCAUCAGCUGUGUACAACAUAGAGGAGGACAUCGGUGAGCUGCUUAUUCCUGUUCGCAGGAGAGGAGAUGUCAGUGAAGAGCUUAUGGUUAUAUGCUACACACACCAAGUUUCGGCCACAGGCACUGUCCCCACUGCAGUGCUGUCCUACUCUGAUUACAUCUCCAGGCCUGAAGACCAUCGCAGCAUCCUGCGCUUUGACAAGGGAGAGAUAGAGAAAUCCUGUCGGAUAGUGAUAAUUGAUGAUUCCUUGUACGAAGAUGAGGAAAGCUUCAAUGUCACCCUCAGCAUGCCCAUGGGGGGCCGCCUGGGCUCCGAGUUCCCCACAGCCAAAAUCAUAAUCAUUCCUGAUAUGGAUGAUGAUCCUGUUUUCUACUUUGGAAGCACAGAAUACCAUGUGGAUGAGAGUGAUGGCUUUGUGGAAGUGCAGGUAUGGAGGACGGGGACUGAUCUUUCCAAAGGAGGAACUGUCACAGUGCGCUCCAAAAAGACAGAUCCUGUCUCUGCUGAGGCUGGUGUAGAUUAUAUGGGGAUCAGCCGAAAUCUGGACUUUGCACCGGGGGUCACCACGCAGACACUUCGCGUGACUAUUCUGGAUGAUCUUGGCCAGCCGGUUCUGGAGGGACCAGAAAAGUUUGAACUGGUACUACGAAUGCCUAUGAAUGGGAUCCUCGGGGAGCCAAGCAAGACUGUCAUCGUUAUCAACGACUCUGUUUCUGACUUGCCGAAGGUGCAGUUCCGCCACGCUGUGCAUGUAGGAAAUGAGAAUGCAGGACAGAUCUCAGCUACUGUGUAUCGUAGUGGAGAUAUCAGCUACAAGUCUACAGUUCGCUGUUACAGCCGGCAAGGGACAGCCCAGGUCAUGAUGGACUUCAUUGAGAGGCCAAACACAGAUGCCUCUAUUAUCACCUUCUCACCAG
This is a messenger RNA of Austrofundulus limnaeus, 6728 nucleotides long. RefSeq names its product FRAS1 related extracellular matrix 2b (gene frem2b). Gene Ontology annotation, biological process: cell communication; anatomical structure morphogenesis. Gene Ontology annotation, cellular component: membrane. The record is from RefSeq and is a predicted model, not a curated record. Lineage: Eukaryota; Metazoa; Chordata; Actinopteri; Cyprinodontiformes; Rivulidae.